Molecule: messenger RNA, 1947 nt
Organism: Acipenser ruthenus (sterlet)
Lineage: Eukaryota; Metazoa; Chordata; Actinopteri; Acipenseriformes; Acipenseridae
Gene: dnlz
Product: DNL-type zinc finger
Exons: 3
Coding region: 199-891 (230 amino acids)
Biological process (GO): protein stabilization; protein folding; protein import into mitochondrial matrix
Cellular component (GO): mitochondrion
Molecular function (GO): protein-folding chaperone binding; zinc ion binding
Source: RefSeq, a predicted model, not a curated record
AGGAGAAACUGCAUUUACAGUCGAAUUACCAGUCUGUAACCACAACUCCAGUACAGCAGGCGGCGCACACGCUCAAAAAUAGAAGGCCCGAGUAGUACUGUACUAGGAAGUGAUGAAACUCUUUGAGUAAUCGGUUUGUUGAAACACGCUGGUUAAAUGCAGUUAAAACGGAGCUAGGAAAGCCGUAUCUAAGCUGCAAUGAGGCCGAUUGUUUGUUGUUUUGCACGCCGAACAUCCGCGACAUUCCUCAGGGUCGGGUCUUUAAAUCGUUGUGAAAAUGUAAACACGCUGCACGUGUCAAACUGUCAGGCUUCACGUCACAAUAAUAACAAUACCGUUACCAGUUUUUAUCAAGAAACUCACAGAGAUACAGAUGCAAGAAAUGGGACACAUCCAGCACAGACUGUUUCUUUAGGAUUUGGACCUUUCAGUCUUUUUAGUGGACGUUCAUUAUCUGCGUUGAACAAUGGAAACCCGAGUUCUAUCGUCCAUUCUGAACCUUUCUCAACUUCUGCAGCUGUCAGAAGCAGUGAUGCUGUUGGGAAGAUACACUCGACACACUAUCACUUGGUGUACACGUGCAAGGUGUGCUCGACCAGAUCCACUAAGAAGAUUUCUAAAAUAGCCUAUAAGAAUGGUGUCGUAAUCGUGACGUGUCCCGGCUGUAAAAAACACCACAUCAUCGCAGACAACCUUGGGUGGUUUUCCGACCUGGAAGGGAAAAAAAAUAUAGAGGAGAUCUUGGCAGCCAAAGGAGAGAAGGUGAGAAGAGUGUCAGGGGACGAGACUCUGGAACUGACACUGAAAGACCUCGAAAGCAUGCAGCAGGAUAGGCAGCGAGAAGAGGAGCCACAGCCCACAGCACAGUCUGAAGAAAAGGAGAAAACAUGAACCCCUUGCUUUUGAACCUUGGGUGGAGACAGACAUGAGCACGACAACAUUCUCAUAAUUUCUCUAUUGGUUUUUCAGACUUUACAUUCAGUUUGACUUGUGUCAGUGUUUCCUGACCCAACAUUUAAUUCCCUGUGUUUACAGCUUGUGAGACUCCUUCACAUAAAUGAGCCCCAGACUGGAUUAAAGGGUAUAUAAGGGCCUUUUUAUUUUAUUGUGUUACAUGUUCCCAUGUGUUGCUACAACUGUUUAUGUAAGGUGUGUGUAUUGUUUUUAUUUUAUUUUUUUUACAUUUUGACCACUUUUUUAAAACUUUUAAAUUGCAUUCCCUGCCUCAAGAUGACUUCACAUGUACCUGCAUGGACCUCUCAGAACUACAUUUCCCAGCACCCUCCUGCUCACAUAUGUAACUGAGAUGGAUUUACCAGUGAGCAGGAGGAUGAUAGGAAAUGUAGUUCUGAGAGGUCCAUGCAGGUACAUGUGAAGCCAUCUUGAGGCAGGGAAUGCAAUUUAAAAAUUAAAAAAUGUGGUAAAAAUGUAUAAAAACAAAUAAUUAAAUCAAUACACACACCUUAUUUAAACAGUUGCAGCGAUACAUGGGAACAUGUAACACAAUACAAUAAAAAGGCCCUUAUAUACCCUUUAAGUAUGCUUGUAUACACAUUUUAUCAUGAAUAAAUAAACUAUUCCAACCCAUGUGUUUGUUUUGCUAUUUGAGUACCAUGGUGUGCCGGUUGGGGUGUUGUGUUUAAUAUGGUUUUGAAUAGUACAGCUUCUCAUCAUAAAUCGCAAUUUACAGCUAGCCAGAUACACAAGUUUAGUGCCCGCAGGGAGAGCUUUUGGUCUGUAAUCAUAAGAUAACAUACCGUAGGGUACUGCAGCUUUAAAUGAUUGUAGUACACAGUAACUGUGAAGAGGGGUAGGAUUUUUUUUAAGAGAUGAAGAUAUAAGCUAUGGCCUUUUGAUAGAAGUACAAACACAUUAUGAAUUUAGGUGUGCGUAUGUAAAUUACGUGCAUGUUAUGCAUUCAAAUAAAAAACAUUUUAUUAAAAUACA